Molecule: messenger RNA, 629 nt
Organism: Polypterus senegalus (gray bichir)
Lineage: Eukaryota; Metazoa; Chordata; Cladistia; Polypteriformes; Polypteridae
Product: N-alpha-acetyltransferase 25, NatB auxiliary subunit-like
Exons: 3
Biological process (GO): N-terminal peptidyl-methionine acetylation
Cellular component (GO): cytoplasm; NatB complex
Molecular function (GO): protein-N-terminal amino-acid acetyltransferase activity; protein binding
Source: RefSeq, a predicted model, not a curated record
GCAGGGUGCCAACCCACCGCAGAGGCGCUAUAUAUGGCUGUUCAAGGUGGUCCGUUCCCAUCACCAACUGCGAUCCCACGUCAGUCCUCCUGGUGCUCCUUUUGCCAACCUUCCGCACUUUUAAAGCGACUUAGAGAUGCACUCUGCUGGUUGAUAUAGCGCCAAGACGCGCGCUAACCAGAUUUACGACCCUUGUUUUCACUCGAUUGGUGCUACACUCGUCAUAAAUGGUCGAUUCGUUCUAGAUUUUUUUUUUUAUUUUAUAAUUUUUUUUUUGGCGGUGUCUUUUAAGAGUCGCCCGGCCGCUUGUUCCGCGCAUGCGCCUUGCGCACUCCGCUUUCCCAUCAUGGCGGCGAGAGGCCAUGUGCAGGAUCCUAACGACAGGAGACUCCGACCCAUUUACGACUACCUGGACAAUGGCAAUAAUAAAAUGGCAAUCCAGCAGGCAGACAAACUGCUUAAGAAGCACAAGGACCUGCACUGUGCUAAGGUGCUGAAAGCGAUUGGUUUACAACGCACUGGCAAACAGGAUGAGGCCUUUGCUCUGGCUCAAGAGGUGACCUCCCUCGAGCCCACUGAUGACAAUUCUCUGCAGGCACUGACCAUCUUGUACCGGGAGAUGCACAGGC